AUGAAGCUGAAUAAAGAGUAUUGGGAGAGAAACGAUUCAAGGAAUGAAUGGGGGGAUGAUGAUUCCUAAGAUUCUCCAUCUGAUAGAAUAAAAAAACAACAGUCUGAAGAGCAAAAGAUGAACUAAUAAAAAUAAAGCUCAUAGAAUGAACCCACUAUAGAAGUCCAAUAAAAUAUUGAUAGUAGUAAUAAAAGUAAUAAAGAUGAGUAAAUCAUAAAGAAAUGA
Molecule: messenger RNA, 225 nt
Organism: Stylonychia lemnae
Lineage: Eukaryota; Ciliophora; Spirotrichea; Sporadotrichida; Oxytrichidae
Source: the annotation of a GenBank genome assembly